GUGACUCACACUCUUUCUUGCUUCCUCUCCCUCUUCUCUAGUGGUCACUGUUCUUUUCACCCCCCGUCGGCCCCCAGAAGAUACGGAGUGAGUUUCUUGCUCGUAUUAACCUCUCUGCGCUCCGGCUGAAGAGAUGCCACCCUGUCCUUAAAGCCGAGCGGGUGGAAAAAGCCACCAGGCUGUUAGCGAAGGUCGGCGAACUCCUCUGGGACCUUCUCCCUUCGUCUUUAAUACCGGCAGCAGUAGACCAUCACCUUCUAGCAGGACAGCAUUUAGACUUGCGCACACGUGUCUUUUUCCUAGGUUUCCGUCACGAUAUUCUGGGACGAGACCUCCUACCUCCCCCUGCCCAAGGGGACCCCUUGACCCCACCGGUGUGUGCAGAUCAUAGGGAGCGAUCGAAGGGAGCCACGGCAAUGUGAGAGCGAGUUUUCGGCUUAUGGAAUCAUGCAGUUCUUAAAGAGCAUUCCGAAGUCGGGAAAACUUAAAAUGAUGGCUGUGGUAAGGACCUCUCUCCAGAAAGUGGUGGUCUUCUUACACCGACUGCAAAAGAUGGCUAUAUCCUCUCCCCGAUACCAGAAACUGUGCAAGGACAUUCAGCUGGACCUCGACCCCCACGAUGUCUUCAGGAACGCUGACCUGGGCCGGUCAAAGGAGGGCGCUACUGAAGAUGCAUCAUUCCCGACACACCCUCCCAGCUGGGUGGUGCAGAGUGAAAUUGAGCUGAAGGCCAGGACUGACAGUAGGGUGCUCCCAGAGGUCGCUGUAGAGAGGUGGGGUCAGCUCCUAUCAGUCCUGGAGGAGCUGUGGAAGUGGCUGUGCCGGAUGGAGGAGGAGCUGAAUGAGUGCGGGUCCAUCGGAGGAGAUGGCCUGACCGUACGGCAACAGCACAGCCGCUGCGUGGCCCUGAGGACCAAGCUGGAGAAUUAUGAGCAUGUAUUGGUCGGUAUACUGGACCAGGCCUGCGCGCUUCUGGCCGACCAAGCCGUGGACGAUACGCCGUGGGAAAACUUCACACCCAGACGCGAGGCUGCAGGGGAGGAGCUGGUGCGGCUCACGGCCGAGGUCAUCCGCAAUCGGGUGGAGGCGGUGCGGGAGUGCUGGGAGAUCCUCAGCGGCCGGGUGGACAGCUGGCAGAGGGACAUGGAGAAGGCCCUGGAGAAGCUGCAGGACAGUGAAGGGACGACCAGGCAACAGACACAGGACCCCCGAGAUACCGGGAAGCCUGUGGGGGACAUUGAAUCCCAACUGGACCAAAUUCAGGAGACUAUUGUCUUCACGGAGGAAAUCGCACCUCUGAAAUCUGACACAACGCUUUCGAAGAGCAGCCCCAGCCAUCUCCCACCCCUCGGAGCUCUGCUUUCCCAAAACACAUCCAGACUCAGUAACCUCAGCCUGCACUGGAAACUCAUACAGGUGGCCAUGGAGGAGCGAUUUGGCUUAUUUCACGAGACAGGAUGCUCAUCUCAGGACUUCCUGUCCACUUCUGUUCAACUUCCAUGGCAGAGAGCAGUUUCCCCAAACAAGGUCCCUUACUACAUAAACCAUGAGACUCAGACGACCUGCUGGGAUCAUCCAAAAAUGACAGCGAUCAAUCGUUCACUAGCCGACCUGAACAACGUGCGUUUCUCAGCCUACCGGACCGCCAUGAAGAGCCGGCGAGUGCAGAGGGCCUUGUGCCUUGAUUUAUUGGACCUGAGCACAGCCCAGAAGAUUUUCGAGCAGCAUAAGCUCAGAAAUGGCAGGCUGUUAGACGUGCCUGACGUCAUCAGCUGCCUGACCAGUAUAUAUCACCUGCUGGGGAAAAGCCGCACGGGCCUGGUGGACAUCCCUCUCUGCGUGGAUUUGUGCCUCAACUGGCUUCUCAAUGUUUACGACAUAGGUCGGAGUGGGACGAUUCAAGCACUUUCAAUGAAAAUUGGAUUGCUGUCUCUCUCCCAAGGGCAUCUGGAAGACAAAUAUGAAUACUUGUUCCGGCAAGUGGCUUCCCCGGAGGGAUCCUGUGACCAAAGGCAGCUGGGAAUGCUGCUGCAGGAUGUCAUCCAGAUCCCGCGGCAGCUGGGAGAGGUGGCGGCUUUCGGGGGGAGCAACAUCGCGCCCAGUGUCCGUAGCUGCUUCCAGCACGUGAAAGGAGAGAUGGGAAUCGAACCCGCUCAGUUUGUGGAAUGGAUGCGCCUAGAACCACAGUCCAUGGUGUGGUUACCGGUCCUCCACCGCGUGGCAGCCGCCGAGACGGCCAAACACCAGGCCAAAUGCAACAUCUGUAAGGAGUUUCCCAUUGUGGGCCUCAGGUACCGCAGCCUCAAGCACUUCAAUUAUGAUGUGUGUCAGAGCUGCUUCUUCUCCGGCCGGACGGCCAAGGGCCACAAGCUGAACUACCCCAUGGUGGAGUACUGCACCCCUACGACCUCUGGUGAGGACAUGCGCGAUUUCACCACCGUGCUGAAAAAUAAGUUCCGAUCGAAGAAGUACUUCGCCAAACAUCCCCGCCUGGGGUACCUACCGGUGCAGACGGUCCUGGAGGAGGACGCCAUGGAGACCCCGGUCACACUCCUGAGCAUGUGCCCCGAGCACUACGAGCUGUCAGACGUGGGGAUGGCGGACGCGGCCUGGCCGGCAGACAGCAACUCGACAGCGGGGAGCAUCAUAGAAGAUGACCACACCCAUAUCUCCUACCUGCCCUCUGGGGGCCCGGAUCUGCCCCUCUGCCACCCGGAAAGCCCCAGCCACUGUUGGGAUGUGACAGAUGGAGAUGGACAGGUUGGGAUGGAGGACACCAUCGCCCAGAUCGAGUGUGAGCAAAGCACCUCGCACGCAGACCACAGAGACCUGAAGGUGCCGCACCCUGAGAGGGACCGAUACGGCCCCUCAGAGUGUGAAGCGGCAGAUUAUGACCGCAGAGAGGAGGCGAUGGAGGACUGCCAGGUGGAAGACGAGCUCUCGCAGUGGCAGAAGAGCCUUCUGGAGGAGCGGGUUCAGGCCUUGGAGCUCCACAACAGGCAGACAGAGGCCCGGCUCCGGUGGCUGAGGAAGCUUCUGGAUCAGCCCCGGAUAGACAAUGCGGCGAAAAGCGUCUCUUUAUCCCCCGUAUAUCGGAACGUCCUCGUCCGACAUUCCGUCACAGAAGGGGCCGGAAUUCCGUUCGACCCCGCAGAGGACCUGUCAGGUCGCGUACGCAACACCGAUGUAGCCAGCAUGGAGGACAUCUCCGAGACUUUCCCUGCAUCGAUCUGAAAUGUAAGUACUAUAUACUGGAGAUACUCACCAUGGAAAGGCUCUGCUAGAUGGCACAUCUGCAAGAGAAGAGGGACCAGGCCAGCAUCAUCUCGCCAGGAGGUUUCUGCCUAUGCAACCGUGAAACUUUCACGGCCUCCGACUGCGCUGAGGCUGCUUCUCUGCGACCUCUGUGUGCAGACUGACGGCUUAGAGGGUCUUUCUCAGUGUCAGGUUGCCCCCAUCAGGAGUCCGGUUUCCGUCUGCCGCAGAGUUCCAUAUGAUGCCAUUAUUGGUAAAAUGAGCCUUGAUGUAACAGCCAUUAGCCCCCCCCCACGAAAGAUGAUGAUAGCCUGGGUUUGCUUAUUGGAUAAAUUGAACACCCUCUCCUUUUGAGCACCGCCAUGAAAAAACAAUCUCACACACUCUGAAAGCUUCUUUCUGUGGCUGAUGAUCUCUAAUCGAAACCGCUAAUUUGCAUCGUGAUGUAUAUCAGUUACUUUCCGAAGCCGGUUGCCUUUUCUAAUUAUGCUUUCUAAUUAUGAUUUGAAUCUGAGGGGAAGAAAAGUAAAGAUUAGUGCAGCUUAAUCUUGGCCAGAAGUGUUUAUUAGUACACCGUUUAAAUCUAGAGAUUGUAAUCAGGUGUAAUAAUAAACAUUUUGGGAGAAACAUAAAUGGCACAUGAACUAACUUCUGUGUUUUCUAAUCUCUACACAAGGUGUAUUUUUUAAUCUAAUACGGGAGGGUGUAAUAUUUCUGGUGAAAGUUUUAAAAGAAGAAUCAGUCCCAAUGGUGACCCAUUGCUGGGAAUAAAAGAGUGCAUGGUACAGGGUACUCGUGUUGUAGGGUACAUGUGAUGUAGAGUACUCGUGGUUUGGGUUCAUGUGGUAUAGAGUACUCCUGGUAUAGAGUACUCGUGGUACAGGGUACACAUGGUAUAGGGUACUCGUGGUGUAGGGUGCAUGUGGUGUAGAAUACUCCUGGUAUAGGGUUCAUAUGGUAUAGAGUACUCGUGGUAUAGGGUACUCGUGGUAAAGGGUACACGUGGUUUAGGGUACUCAUGGUAUAGGGUACACGUGGUUUAGGGUACUCAUGGUAUAGGGUACUAGAGGUGUAGAGUACACUUGGUGAAAUGUACAUAUGAGAGAGGAUGCAGAUCCGUCAGAGAGCAAACACACAUACCAUUCAAGCAAGCUGUUUAGUCUGGUUUGGUUUUGCAUAAACCAAAUUGUGUUCAUACCAAUUUGUUGUACUUUGUUUUGGGAAGAAAUACUGUACAGACAAAUACCAUCACAAAGCUCCUUUGAUUUUCUGAAUGGCACAAGUACGAUUUAAACCAGUAGCUUUAAAACAAAAGGUAAUUAUUUUGUUCUGCUAGCUAAUGAAGAAGAGAACCCCAGAAAAAAGUUAAGAACGUGUCUGUCUCAGACAUCUAGCUUAUCCAGGAACGCAGGGAUGUUCUGUAAGCAUCUGAAUUCUGAGGUUUCAGAAGUGUUUCUCUGUAUGGUCUGGUAUGGUCUGGUACAUCUACUCUUAAUGCCAUUGUGUAUGACUGUCUCUACAUAGAGAUAUGAGACAAUCUGAGACUUGUUCUUGUGAUCAGUCAGAAUUAUUUAGUGGGGUUUACAGUUUUUUGUCGGUGUUUACGUUACAGUAUGAAGACACCAUGGCUCAGAUUACUUUCAUACUGCUGAGUACUUGAAUAUCUCGACUUGUGUUCUUGCUGAGAAAUGUCAAAGUAUAUUUUCUUUGAGGAAUAUUGUGUUUGUUACAUUCAUAUAUCUUUGACUGUCGACAGUCGGUGGUAAUUAAAUCUACAACGAGCCCAGACUGACUUCUGUAUGUUUUGUUCCAAAUAAAUAUUU
Molecule: messenger RNA, 5078 nt
Organism: Brienomyrus brachyistius
Lineage: Eukaryota; Metazoa; Chordata; Actinopteri; Osteoglossiformes; Mormyridae
Product: utrophin-like
Exons: 23
Coding region: 448-3234 (928 amino acids)
Biological process (GO): synaptic signaling
Cellular component (GO): plasma membrane
Molecular function (GO): zinc ion binding; protein binding
Source: RefSeq, a predicted model, not a curated record